Lasiosphaeria miniovina is the source of this 1290-nucleotide messenger RNA. RefSeq lists its product as uncharacterized. The transcript has 3 exons. The record is from RefSeq and is a predicted model, not a curated record. The coding region runs from base 137 to 1093 and encodes 318 amino acids. Lineage: Eukaryota; Fungi; Ascomycota; Sordariomycetes; Sordariales; Lasiosphaeriaceae.
GGGUAUAAAGAGCAGAGGGUUUCCGCUUCCGAGGUGAAGCGAGAGCUCGAGCACCACUCACAAGAGCAGCCCAUCUUCAUCUAAUUGCACCCACAUCCCCCACCCCUCACCCCCCUACAGACAGCCCACCGCCGCCAUGGGUCGCCUGCCGCCUGCGGAGAAGCUCUCCCUUGUCGUCCGCAAGAACGUCCGAGACGAGUGGGACAGCAACAAGGCGUCCAUCGAGGGCCAGCUGUCAGAGCUGCUGGGCGUGCCGUGGACGGUCGAAGCGAACCCGAACGCCAUCUGGCCGUACCACAACGACGGAUACGCCAAGGAGUCGCUCGGGAGCUGCAUCAAGAGCUACGUCGAAGGCGCCAUCUACCAGAUCAAGUACCUGGCGGGGCGGUACGGCGACGAGCUCAAGACGGAGAUCAACGACCUGUGCCCGGCGCACAUUCUCACGCUCGAGCUCGAAGAGGCCGCGCCGCCGCGCUUCUCGUACGGCGGGUGCGACGUAUCCGCCGACGGCAAGCUGCGCGUGUUGUUCGUCGACGGCAGCCUGGGGACCAACAUCGACUACGCUUGCCAGGAGGAGUCGCUUUUCAGAGCGCUCAACACGGCACCCACGGCCGCGGCGGCCGGGAAGCCCUUGAGCUUCGUGGCGCGCAACGGGAUCCGCAACGAAUACGACGCGCAGAUCGGCGCCACGCGCGCCGAGAUCGCCGAGCUGCUCGGCAAGACGGCCGACGCGGUGACGCUGACGCCGGGGUUCGAGGCCGCGUUUGCGGCGCUCGAGGCGGCAGCCGCCAAGAAGGGCAGCGACGUGCGCGACGACUGGCAGCAGAACCUGGGCGGGUUCGCGGCCAAGUACUUCGCGGCGCUGGCGUACCAGAUGAAGUACCUCAAGGUGGGCGAGGACGAGAUGGUGCAGGAGGGGUUCCUCGAGGCGGUCAGCACCAACGAGGUGGCGUUCCGCAUUGUCGAGAAGCUCAAGUACGACUCGUACUGCGAGGUCGACAUCGAAGACGGGGUGCUGUACCUGCAGACGACGGCCGAGCGCUGGGGGUCAAACAUUGACUACGUGGCGUCGCAGCUGAUGGACCGGCUGUGAUUGACUGUUUUGUUUGCAUUUCCAUCCAGGUAAAAGGGGCAGGUCAGCUGCAGACAGAAAACCCAAUUAGCGUAAACGAGAGGACUGCUUGAUUUCUUGACAUGAUACAGACUCGCUAGGGGUUCUCGCGCCGUGUUAUUGUCAAUUAAUUAGGUGCCUAGUCAGACUAGGCCCAAUUACUGGCUCCAUUGAAUACG